Messenger RNA from Plenodomus lingam JN3, 969 nucleotides. RefSeq lists its product as uncharacterized. Gene Ontology annotation, cellular component: endoplasmic reticulum membrane. The record is from RefSeq and is a predicted model, not a curated record. NCBI's taxonomy places the organism in Eukaryota, Fungi, Ascomycota, Dothideomycetes, Pleosporales, Leptosphaeriaceae. Gene Ontology annotation, biological process: regulation of store-operated calcium entry.
AUGCGCCUCACAAACGCCUUGUACGCUGCGCUCCUCGCAACAAGUGGCGUAGAAGCCCUACGCUCCGAGUCCAAAGUCAAACUCAAAAACAUCCAAAGCCUCACCCUACGCAAAGGUCUCCAAACCUCACAUAGACGCGUGGAUCCCAUCCCUCAGCUCAAAUGCAUCGGCGGCUCCGGCCGCGGCCUCUAUGAAAUCGACGUAAUGCGCUGCAAAAACUCUGGCUCCGACUACGACGAAAACAACAUCCAAUGGACCUGCACCGCCUCCCUACCCGAAGAAUUCAAACUCGGCUCCACAGACGUCAUUUGCGAGGGCUACGAUUACCCCGAGGACCCCUACAUCUUAAAGGGCAGCUGCGGCGUCGAGUACCGGCUCAUCUUGACGGAUAAGGGCAGGGAGCGAUAUGGAAAGGGCAGGGACGGGUGGUUUGGCGAUGGCGAUGGCGAUGACGGUGGAUAUGGUGGGCCGAAGACAAUGGGCGAAAGGAUUGCAGGAGGCUUGUUUUGGUGCUUGUUCAUCGGAGUUGUGGCAUGGAUGAUAUAUUCUGCGUAUACAAGUCGCGCACAGGGCGGUGCCCGCGGCGUCGGGGGUGGCAGACCUGGCUGGGGCGGCGGCGGUGGAGGAGGCGGCGGAUGGGGCGGUGGAUGGGGCGGAGGCUACAACGACGACCACGACGACCCGCCACCACCCUACUAUCCCUCAAACCCAGGAAAACAACACCCCAGCUACGGCACCAACCAAGGCUGGCGACCGGGCUUCUGGUCCGGCGCCGCCGGUGGUGCAGCCGCAGCUUGGGCUGCCAGUCGCAUGGCCAACACCGGACGCAAUCAAACCGGUUCUGGCUGGGGCAACGGGAGUGGCAGCCGUUGGGGCAAUGGGGAAGGUAGCUCGAGAUCUUCGUCUGGCGACAGUUUCUCCAACUCGCGACAUGAGAGUACGGGGUUUGGAUCGACGUCACGCAGAUGA